CAGUGCUGCCUCGAGCCGUCAGUACAGCCUGUACGUGAGUACAUCAUCCGGCUAGCUAGGGUAGCAUGAGCAGGCUGGUUGGUUAGCCUCAUUUAGUCUUAGUUUUUGAUAAACAUUAAAGUAGGUCCUGUUUAUCAUUAUUAGAUGUCAGCAUUGUGAGAAGCGAAGGUGGAGAAUCCGACGCAGUGUUUCAGUGGGUGCGUUGACUGCAGGGGAAGAUGUGCAAUGGGAAGACAGAAGCAACAUCAGAAGCCUUUCAGAACCACACUUGCCUUCAAUUGUUAUUCUGCUUGUUGCUGGCACUGGCAGUGGUUGCUUCAGGGCAAGGUUUAGGUUGUGUUAGACCUGUGUUGGUAGAGCAUGGUUUAGCUAAUCUGCCAGAAAACAACAAUGGUCAUUUCCCAGUGGGGGCCAUACUGGAGUAUCAUUGUGAUCCUGGUUACCUGGUAGACGGACCCAGUAUCCUCACCUGCACAGCACUGGGACACUGGUCCUCAGACCCACCGCAGUGCAUACACAGUGAUGUAUGCCUGCCUCCACAUGCACCAAAGAACGGAGGCUACAACUGUCAUCCCUCGCCAUGUCGAAGACUCUCGCAUGGCACUGUGAUCGAAUUGUACUGCGAUGAGGGCUACAUUCUGAAGGGAGACUAUACAUAUCUUACCUGCCAAUACGGGGACUGGGAUGGCCCCGUUCAGAUCAGCUGUGUCAAAGAGCAAGGAUGCGUGAGGCCGUACAUGGUUGAAAACAGCUGGGUAAACCACACAGAAACCAACAGGGGCUUGUUCCCUGUAGGGACAGUGCUGCAAUACAGCUGUGACCCUGGUUAUCUGCCAGAUAGACCCAACAUUCUCACCUGCAUCUCGACAGGACGCUGGUCCUCAGAACCACCUCAGUGCACACAGAGUGAUGCUUGUCUGCCCCUGUCUGAACCAGAGAAUGGGGGUUACACCUGCCACCCGUCCCCCUGUCGAUUGUUUUCCCACGGCACUGUUGUUGAGUUCUUCUGUCACACGGGCUUCAUGCUCAAGGGGAAAUACAACUACCUUACUUGUCAGGAUGGACAGUGGGACGGCCCUGUGCAGAUCAGCUGUGUCAAACGAGGUUGUAUAAGACCUUUAAUGGAGCAGCACAUUUCCUCUAAGCUGAUGGACACCAACAUCAGUUCCUUCCCCGUGGGGGCUGUGCUGCAGUAUCGCUGUGACCCAGGUUACCAGCCCGACGGACCUACCAUCAUCAGCUGCACCGGCUUGGGACACUGGUCCUCAAAACCUCCUCUUUGUUUACGCACUGACGUAUGCCAGCCUCCAUAUCAACCAGAAAAUGGAGGCUACACCUGCCACCCUUCCCAAUGUCAAAGACUUUCUCACGGCACUGUGAUUGAGUAUUUCUGUGAUGAGGGCUACAUCCUGAAAGGAGACUAUAAAUACCUCACCUGUCAAUAUGGCAAGUGGGAUGGGCUAAUGCAGAUAACCUGCGUAAUGGAGCAAGACCAUGACAGAACUUUACCGUUGGGGAUGCCGGCUCUGUCCAUCGUGUCAUCCACAGCCAGCUCGGUGGCCCUCAUCCUGCUCCUGGUGGUACUCUUUGUGCUUUUGCAGCCAAAACUGAAAUAUUUCCAUUGGCGGGAUCAGGGGGUGUCAGGCCAGCCUGUGUCCAUCAUGGUGGAAGGAGUCCAAGUGUCUCUGCCCUCAUACGAGGAGGCAGUCAGCAGUAACACCGGCUCAGCCACGGCUCUCGACUCAGAGUCUCGCGUCCAGAUUGUGCUGUCUGAGGGGCAGCAAGCCACAACGCCAGUGGCUGGCCCCUCUCGGCCUUCGUCCCUCAAAGAGCUGCACUCAGGGAUGGCCGUGGUUCACCCUUUGCCGCCUUCAUUGUCGUCAUCACCCUCCUCAUCCUCUAGCUGGACUCUAGAGAAUGCCGGCGCUGCAGCUCUGCCAUCCGGGGACCAGCAUAGCCUCAAUGUGCUAGACUCGGAGAUGGACUGCUCUGACGAUAUGCCAUUGCUGAAGGAGGCCUGAAACAUGCAAGACAUUGGAUGAUGCAGAGACAGCAAGUUUUGCUACUGAUGGUGAGGAGCAGUGAACACACCUUAAAGUGGUCACUUUUCCAAUACCAAAGCACAACAUAAGGGGACUAACAUCUACAUUCAUGUUUGCAUUCCCACAAUCUCUACGUAUGCAUAAUGUACCACUAAUGUCUAGAUGAUGAACGAUGGAACUUCAAUGACUUCAACUUUAAACAUCAUUCAAGCUUUACUGCAUCAUGUAAUUAUGAAUGAAAUAAUAAUGUAGGCAUCAUUAAUUCUGAGUUCAUGACCUAUCACAUGUUAACACACACGGCUGAUUGUCCCACUUGUUUACCUCUUCACACACGUGUCCCCAAUGGCCUUAUCUUCCCACUUCUAUGCACACUUAUCCGAUUAUGUACAACAAGGAGUUUUAAAAGUAAAUAUCAUGGAAAUGCCUCCACUCCUUAGUCAUACGACAUGUAGCUUUUUCUCUCAAAUCACCUCAGCCACAGUAAAUAUUGUACUCUUUGAUUUAUUCUGUCUUAAAAUGUCUAUAUAAUUUAUUGCGCUGUUGAUCAGCCUCUUGGAUCUACUUAAAUGUGUGCGCUUGUUUCAUGCUGCAGGCACUUUUGAUGUGACGCUUGAAAGUACAAAACCCCACUGUACAGUUUGGUGUAGUGUAAGUGUUUACAUUUUGUUUUUGCUUGUCCUUUGAACUUACACAAUAGGUCUUUUUUGGUUUGUUUGUGCUUUGUGAAAUGUUUUUUAAUGUAAUGUAAAGUUUGAAAGUAACUUUAUGAUGUAACAUGCCAUUUUUUAAUUAAAUAUUAUUUAAGAUGUGGCAAAUGAUUUAUGUCAGUUCCGUGUCUUAUUUUGCUGUGCAUUUCAAAGGCAACAUGGUUUUCACUUUUACUUCAGAUUAUUUGAAUCAGUUGUACUGGUCACAACAUUAGGUACACCUGUACUAGCUAAUAUUAGUGUCGACUUGUCCAGGGUGUACCCUGCCAUCCUAAGCUGGGAUAGGCUCCAGCCCUCCGCUACCCCAAGAGGGACAAGCGUUAGGAAAUGGAUGGAUGGAAAAAGUACAUCAGUGCUCAGCUAUAAUUGACACUCUCAGAGGUAUUCAUUAAGCAUUAUUUGUGUCACGGCGCAUGCGCAAUCCCGCAUGUCAUCUGCUGCCUGCUUGCUCUGCCCGAAUCGCGGCCAAGUGCCUGCAAGACCGCAGGCAAUCACAAGUCAGCGCACCUGGGACUGAUGAAGACAGACUGCAUUAAGACCAGCGGACCCGAAGAUCCAGUGCUGGAACGUAGUUCACUCCUCGUAGUAAGCAUCCCGUCUCUGGCUUCCCUCCUGCGUACUUGCUCGCUCUCUGUGCCUUCCCUGUGCCCGUGUCUAAUGUCCUCUGUGUUCCCCGCAGUGUUUCCCUUGUUUCCCGUGAUCGAGCUGUGUGCCUCGACUUCCCUUUGGAUACCGGACUGCCUCCCUCGAUCCUCGACCCCUGCUUGGACACGGACCUCGUUGCUUCUCUCCAGCCCCCGACCGCAAGCUUGCCCACGGACUGCCUUCUCGCCUUGCCCCUUUGGGCUGACGAAGGAUUCAUCCAACAUACACUUACAACAAAGUCUGGUAACAUUUACAUUGUUAAUUCUACACAUCGUCUUGCACCAUUCACUUUUAGUAGCAUACACACUCCACCACUUCAUCAACAUCGAGUUCAAUAAACCUA
This is a messenger RNA of Entelurus aequoreus (snake pipefish), 3737 nucleotides long. RefSeq names its product sushi domain-containing protein 4-like. The record is from RefSeq and is a predicted model, not a curated record. Bases 219 to 2021 code for a protein of 600 amino acids. Lineage: Eukaryota; Metazoa; Chordata; Actinopteri; Syngnathiformes; Syngnathidae. The transcript has 11 exons.